Molecule: messenger RNA, 349 nt
Organism: Racocetra persica
Lineage: Eukaryota; Fungi; Glomeromycota; Glomeromycetes; Diversisporales; Gigasporaceae
Source: the annotation of a GenBank genome assembly
AUGACUGAUGUAAAAGAAGAAAUAGAUGAAUUUUCAGAAUUGAAACAAGAAACAACAGAGACCACACCACGAUUAGUUGCUUUAAAAUGUAAAAAAUGUCGACGUACAUUAAUAUCAACAGAAAAUUUUGUUACGCAUACUCAAGGAUCUGGUCAAAAUGCAUUUUCAUAUAAAAAACGGGAUAAUUCAUAUUCAUCAAUUUCUAAAUCAUUAUGUUCAUCAUAUUUUGUUGAACCGUUGGAUUGGAUACUUGAAGGAGAGAAACAAAAUGAUAAGGAAGAAGGCGAAUUAGAUGGAAAAAUUAAAUGUCCAAAAUGCAAUGCAAAAUUGGGAAAUUAUAAUUGGGCAG